Molecule: messenger RNA, 1257 nt
Organism: Kluyveromyces marxianus DMKU3-1042
Lineage: Eukaryota; Fungi; Ascomycota; Saccharomycetes; Saccharomycetales; Saccharomycetaceae
Gene: COG8
Product: Golgi transport complex subunit COG8
Exons: 1
Coding region: 1-1257 (418 amino acids)
Biological process (GO): intra-Golgi vesicle-mediated transport; cytoplasm to vacuole targeting by the Cvt pathway
Cellular component (GO): COG complex
Source: RefSeq, a predicted model, not a curated record
AUGGACUCUCUUGUCGGGGAAGUUAUUGGCACCAAUGAUAAGGAAGCUAUUGAGUUCGCGAUUGGGAUAUUAAGAGAAAGAGAUAGUUAUGAUGACUACUUCACAUCUGAGCCCUUGCCCGGUUCAAUAAUAGAGGAUAUAGCAGAGUAUAAUGCCGAAAUUUCGAAGUUAGAGCGUACUCUAAAGUCCGAAUUGACCAAGGAGAAGGGCAAUUUAUUGGAUAUACUCUUAUCAAGUAACUGGAACAGUACAUUGGCCGAAAUAUCAACCCAAAUAGAUCAAUUAUGGGAAUUACAUAGAGAUGAGGAAGAUGAAGAUGGUGGAGAUAUCAACGAGCCCAGCAAUGAUAAAACACCGAAUAGCUCUACUGAAUCUGAUGACGCAUUCCAUGAGGCCUUAGACAAACUAAGGCACUUACAUUUGACGGAACGAGACACAAGUCUCGUUCAAGUCUUGAACAACAUAGACAAAAUCAAUGAUAUUUUAGAAUUGCCAACUCUAAUAUCCACUUGUAUACGCACAGGACACUAUCAAGAAGCAUUAAUGUUGUACUCUUACAGUAAAAACUUGGAAAAGAAGUUCCCAAAUGUCGAAUUGAUAAGAAUCGUGGUCAAGAGGAUACAAGAAGUAAUUUCAACAAGGAUGUUGAAUGGACUUGUCAAACUUCUUUCAACAAACUUGACACUCAGCUCCAUGAAAAAGAUACUUUCGUAUUUGGAAGCGCUAGAUCCACUAGAUACAAAUCCCACUGCGUUACAGCAGUUGCUACUAACAAUGCGUUACAAAUUUGUCACUGAAGAAAUAGACUCCUAUCAUAUAGCAGACGACACGGGCAAAUCUGUCAAAGAGAUGCUCAUUAAGCGAAAAAUUGAAUGUGUUAGAGAGCAUGUAUAUGGAACUAUUGCAGUGUUCAAUUCUCUUUUCCAAUCAGAAACAAAAGCUAUCUACAUUCCUCUACUCAUAGUAGAUCAACAAGAUGAGCCAUCUACCACCGACUCAGCAGUAGAAACUUCGCUUCCUUUGCUAAAAUUCAUUAAUGAGUGCUCGAACUUUCUAAUUCAGCACCUCUCGCUGCAUAAACAAUAUCUUACAGAAUCGGUCUGUCUUCAACUUGUGUACUGCUCGUUUCGUCUUUGCGACGCUAAUCAAAACUUCCAUCACCUAUUCAUUAACAAACUAUUAGAAUCAUCUCUUUUCACAAAGGAAGCAUUAAACUUGGCUAUCGCCAAAAGACUAGAGCUUGCUGCCAGAUACUAA